This is a messenger RNA of Etheostoma spectabile (orangethroat darter), 6736 nucleotides long. It is a transcript of the gene col4a5, whose product is annotated as collagen, type IV, alpha 5 (Alport syndrome). The record is from RefSeq and is a predicted model, not a curated record. Gene Ontology annotation, cellular component: collagen trimer. The transcript has 52 exons. NCBI's taxonomy places the organism in Eukaryota, Metazoa, Chordata, Actinopteri, Perciformes, Percidae. Gene Ontology annotation, molecular function: extracellular matrix structural constituent conferring tensile strength. Bases 308 to 5383 code for a protein of 1691 amino acids. Gene Ontology annotation, biological process: extracellular matrix organization.
GGAGCUGAUAUAAGUGCGCCCUGGGUGUUGGAAGUAGAUCCGGCUGGGCAGGUUUGCAAGUCGAGGAGAGGAAAAAGUUAGAGAGGGGGGACAGCAGAGGCGCACGGUGCUAGAGCCAGGACCACUGGAAGCCUCUUGCGAGCGAGCCAACGCGCCGAGAAAGAAGUGUUUUUUUUUUUUCCUAUUAUUUCUAAGAAAAGCAAGUGUGCAGGGGGGGGGAGGGAAAGCAGGGCUAUGACACGCGAGUAGAGAGCCGUUAAGUGUGUGAGUGUUAACGCAGACGGACCCUUGUUUUAUUCCCCCCAAGAUGAACAGAGACUUGAAGAGCCUGCGCCACCUCGCCGUGCCUCUGCUCUUCCUCGCGCUGAGCGUCGCGGUGCAGCGAGCCGACUCCGCGGCUUGCCAUGGAUGUGUGGGGUCUAAAUGUGACUGCAGCGGAGCGAAAGGAGAUAAGGGCGAGCGGGGCUUUCCAGGUCUCACGGGACAGCCAGGAGUCCCCGGGUUCCCCGGACCGGAGGGGCCGAUCGGAGCCAGAGGAGAGAAGGGCAGUGAUGGAGCUCAAGGACCAACUGGUCCAAAAGGAAUAAGAGGGCCGUCUGGACUGCCAGGAUUUCCAGGAACGCCUGGACUUCCAGGUCUGCCCGGGCAGGACGGACCCCCAGGCCCCAGAGGAUUGGCGGGAUGCAACGGUACAAAGGGUGAAAGGGGUUUCCCAGGAAGUUCAGGAAUCCCCGGACAGCAAGGACGGCCGGGUCCACCUGGUCUGCCGGGACAAAAGGGCGACCCGGGUGAUGUGAUCUCCACCAAUCGUUUUGGAGAGACAGGAGCAGUCGGAUUGCCCGGAUUACCUGGAGCUACUGGAGCUCCCGGUCCCACCGGUUUGCAAGGUCCAGUCGGCCCUCCGGGACCCAGAGGCUAUGAGGGUCGUCCAGGUCCCCCAGGACCUCCCGGACCAAAAGGGAACAUGGGAUUGAACUUCCAAGGACCCAAAGGAGAGAGGGGUGACACUGGUAUGCCAGGACCUCCUGGUCCUCCUGGGCAGGUCGGAGAACAGAAGAAGCCACCUGAGACGGAGAUUCAGAGAGGAGACAAGGGUGAUCCAGGUCUUCCAGGUUCCCCAGGUGACCGAGGCUUUCCAGGACCUCCUGGUCCCGAGGGUGGCCAGAAAGGAGACAAGGGAGAACCAGGAGAACCAGGCAAACGAGGCAAACCAGGCAAAGAUGGCGAUCCCGGGACUCCAGGCUACCCCGGGCCCAAGGGAGACUCAGGCUUGCCAGGUCCUCCAGGCAGGGAUGGAGAGAGAGGAUUUAAAGGGGAUCAAGGAUACCCAGGCCCACCAGGAGUGGUGAUCGGCGGGCCGACGGUGGGUCGGGUCGGCCCUAAGGGCGAGCCAGGGUUCCCCGGCACCCCGGGGAGCAAAGGAGACAGAGGACUACCAGGUUUGUCAGGACCUCCAGGACCUCCGGGACUUUCAGCUAUCGGUGGUACCGGUCCACCCGGCCCCCCAGGCUUCCCCGGAGAGAGAGGUCAGAAGGGGGACCUUGGCCCACCAGGCCUGUCUUUGCCAGGUUCCCCAGGGCGUCCAGGGUCUCCUGGUGGCCAGGGUCAACCGGGGCCCCCCGGGGCUCCUGGCUUUUCCACACCAGGGCAAAUCUGCAUUCCAGGCGAGCCCGGGCGUCCCGGGGUGCAGGGAGAGACGGGUUAUCCAGGGGAGACGGGCCAGAAAGGUGAGAAAGGCGACACCUGUGUGAACUGCUUUGGCAGCACCAGCGGCAUCCCAGGACCCCCAGGACCUCCCGGACAGCCCGGAUUCCCUGGAACCCCUGGCUCCCCGGGUAUCAAAGGAGACAGAGGAUUUUCAGGAACACCUGGUGCCGUUGGACCGCCUGGUCGCCCUGGUCCUCAAGGUUCUCCAGGGUUCCCCGGAGGAAAGGGAGACCCAGGCGAUGUCAUUACAGUCAACGGCUUGCGGGGAGAGAAAGGGGACACUGGAUUCCCGGGAUCCCCAGGGCUCCCCGGUCUGGACGGUCGGCCCGGUCGCGAUGGACAGCAAGGAUCUCCGGGACCCAAAGGAGCUCCUGGCUCUCUGCUGGUGAAAGGAGAACGAGGCAGCCCUGGUGAGCCAGGUCUUUCAGGUAUUCCAGGAGACAGGGGUCCUCCAGGGAGCCCUGGCUACGGACCUCCAGGACCUAACGGAGAGAAAGGUAGCCAGGGCGUCUCGGGAAGACCUGGAGGUCCGGGUGCACCCGGUGCUAAAGGAGAACCGGGCCUGACGGUGGCUGACAAAGGCUUACCAGGACCCAGAGGACCGGAGGGCGAGCCCGGACUGCCUGGCUCACCAGGUAGCCCGGGUCAGCCCGGACAGACUGGUUUCCCUGGGUCACCAGGAUCGAAGGGUGACCCUGGACUCCCAGGCAUCGGACUCCCAGGACCCCCCGGAGCUAAAGGAUUCCCAGGUAUCCCUGGCCAGCCAGGAGCUCCAGCAGCACCGGGCAGACCAGGAGUAGACGGACUCCCUGGCCAGCCUGGAUUUCCUGGACCCAAGGGCGAGCCUGGCUUUGGCCUCCCUGGCCCCCCAGGUUUACCAGGAGUACCUGGAGCUAAAGGUUUCACCGGACCAAAGGGAGAUCCCGGUUUCCCCGGCGGCCCCGGCUCACCUGGUCGAUCUGGAUUUGAUGGCUCUCCAGGACUGAAAGGUGACGCCGGUACACCCGGUACACCCGGAGCUCGUGGUCCCCCCGGAUCCCCCACCAUUGGCUCACUGGGGGCUCAAGGCCCCCCUGGACCCCCUGGACCAAUGGGACCCCCAGGCGAGAAAGGAUUCCCUGGAUCAAACGGAGAGAAGGGAGACCCUGGCCCCCCAGGUCUAGAUAUUCCAGGUCUGCCAGGAGACAGAGGAACUCCCGGUUUCCCAGGUUCCCCGGGACCAGUUGGAACUCCAGGACCCCCUGGAGGACCUGGACGGGACGGCCUGCCUGGACUGCCAGGUCUUAAAGGAGACAUGGGCCCCAUGGGAUCUCCAGGACCUUCUGGAGAAUCAGGAAGACCAGGAGGACCCGGCGGUCCAGGACCUAAAGGUGAACCUGGAUUCCCAGGCCGAGACGGUGGACCCGGCGGCCCCGGUGCUAAAGGAGAUAAAGGAGAUGCCGGCAUCCAGGGACCCCCAGGAACCAUUGACCCCUCACAGAUUCUGAAGGGACAGAAAGGAGAACCUGGACUGUCAGGUGGACCAGGAUUUUCAGGUCAGAAAGGCAUCGCCGGUCUCCCUGGUGAUUCCGGGCUACCAGGAUCAGAUGGACGACCCGGACUCCCCGGACCACCAGGUCCCAAAGGAGAUCCCGGCAUCCCAGGAGGCCCUGGAGGUCCUGGGCUUUCAGGAGCUAAGGGCGGAAUGGGAGAAAUGGGAUUUCCAGGUCCGUCAGGGCAGAAGGGUCUACCAGGUCAGCCAGGUCGGCCUGGAUCCCCGGGACAGCCAGGAGGACCCGGUUUCCCUGGGGCCAAAGGUGAACCAGGCUCUGCUGGAGUCGGACCACCGGGAUUGUCUGGACCCAAGGGUGAACCAGGUCAGCCAGGUUUCCAAGGAAAUUCAGGACUGAAAGGAACUGCAGGAUCCCCCGGUCUCCCAGGGUUACCAGGAGGGCCUGGUCCCAAAGGCGACAGCGGAAUCCCAGGACUACAAGGACCUCCGGGUAUCCCCGGUCCCAAGGGUCUCGACGGAGGGCCUGGUACACCGGGUUCCACCGGAGCUCCCGGUAGACCAGGAGAGUCCGGCCGACCAGGAGGACCAGGGUUGCCAGGAGACAAGGGUCAGGCAGGUCGGGACGGGAUCCCAGGACCGGCUGGAAUCAAAGGAGACCCCGGGCUUCCUGGUUACGGCGGACCCGGUGCUCCGGGGCUUCCAGGGUUGCCAGGCUCAAAGGGAGACGCCGGUCUCCCUGGCCCCUCUGGCAGUCCUGGUUUCCCCGGCACUAAAGGAGAAACCGGCUUCCCCGGCUCCCCUGGCCUUCCCGGCAACAUCGGACCUCCUGGGCCCCCGGGUCGGGCUCUGCUGGGUCCCAAAGGAUCACAAGGACCCCCUGGGCCUCCCGGUCGAGCAGGUCCCGCAGGUCCUCCAGGUGCACCUGGCCCCGAGGGGCCCCGCGGGCCCUCAGGGCUCGGCGGCGUGAAGGGAGAGAAGGGGAUCCCCGGCGCUCCCGGCCAGCCGGGCUUCGCCGGACAGAAGGGAGAAAGCGGCAUUCCCGGAUUCCCGGGUCCCUCUGGUCUUCCCGGUUCUCCUGGUUUGAAGGGAGACAUCGGUCUGCCCGGCGUUCCUGGAUUCCCUGGACAAAAGGGAGACCAGGGACUCCCCGGUGCCACCGGCCUUCCUGGAGAUCCUGGAGACACCGGAGAUACCGGCCCUCCUGGCGACUCCGGCAUUGCCGCGGCUCCCAUCUAUGUGAAGGGAGAGCGAGGACCCCCCGGUGUUCAGGGCCAGCCUGGUGGUCGGGGACAACCCGGCUCUCCUGGGCGUGAAGGACUUCCGGGUCAGCCCGGUGCCCCCGGCGAUGCUGGUCCCGAGGGUCCUCCCGGCUUCAGCGGCCCGCCCGGCAGGAAGGGAGACAACGGCCCGGCCGGUCAGCCUGGUCAGCGUGGCUACCCUGGUCCCCCCGGUUCCGACGGUCCACAGGGUCUCCCCGGUCCACCGGGAUCCGUCUCCGCUGCCCACGGCUUCCUCAUCACCCGACACAGCCAGGCCCAGGAAGUGCCCUUCUGCCCCGAAGGAACCAGCCUCAUCUACGACGGCUACUCCCUGCUGUACGUGCAGGGCAACGAGAGGGCCCACGGACAGGACCUCGGCACGGCCGGCAGCUGUCUGCGCCGGUUCAGCACCAUGCCCUUCAUGUUCUGCAACAUCAACAACGUCUGCAACUUCGCCUCCCGCAACGACUACUCCUACUGGCUGUCCACGCCCGAGCCCAUGCCCAUGUCCAUGGCCCCCAUCACCGGAGAGGGCAUCAAGCCCUUCAUCAGCAGGUGUGCGGUGUGUGAAGCCCCAGCCAUGGUGAUCGCAGUCCACAGUCAGACCAUCCAGAUUCCCUCUUGCCCUUCAAAUUGGGAAGCUCUGUGGAUAGGGUACUCCUUCAUGAUGCACACCAGUGCGGGUGCAGAGGGCUCCGGUCAGGCCCUGGCCUCCCCCGGGUCCUGCCUGGAGGAGUUUCGCAGCGCCCCCUUCAUAGAGUGCCACGGCAGAGGGACGUGCAACUACUACGGCAACUCCUACAGCUUCUGGCUGGCCACCGUGGAGCAAUCGGAGAUGUUCAGGAAGCCCCAGGCGGAGACUCUGAAGGCGGGUAACUUACGAACGCGCGUCAGCCGUUGCGUGGUCUGCAUGAAGAGGACGUAACGGCACACGGCAACAUCAGCAUUUCGGGGGACGCACGAUCGAAAUCAAGAGAUGAAUGGAUGACGAGGAACAAAUAGGGGAGGGGGGAGGGGGGGGAGGGAGGAGGACGACGUGGUGGAAUUCCAAUUGUGCAUUGUCUUCGAUAAAACAACAAACUUACGACUUAAAACAAUGGUGCUACUGUACAACACAGCGUAAAUACAUUGUACAUGAAUUCUUUGUUUCUCUUAAGAAGUACCUCAAAACAAAAGAAAAAUACCCACUAACUGGUGCCAUGACGGAUGUGUGAAAAAAAGCGAAAGUGCAUUUUUUAAAUUUUUUUUAAUUCUUUUCCCUUCUUUUCCCAAAAUGAUCAUUGUUUCUUUUUUUUUUUCUUCCUUUUUUUAUUUAAUCACUGUCGACGUCGGUGCAAGAACAACGUGAUGUUGUACCAUUUCUAGACAAAAGAAGCUCUUUUUUUGUUUUUGUUUGUUUAUGGCCUUCGUGAGGAGGAGCGGACGGUCUCCACAGCAACCAAAUCGGCACUUUGACUUCGGAACAUCCAAGAUGAGAGAUGCACUGACGAUGAGCUUUCCUUCGUGAGACUGUCUUUUUUUUUUGUUUUUUUUUUACUACUAGCUCUUCAUCCACACGCUCUUUCUCUCCGUCUGUCGUUCCGUUUGGUGGUACUAACCCCGCUGCAGCCCGCCCUCUAACCCCCAGCCCACGCCUGCUUUCUUUAACCUUCUCAUUGUAAGUAAUAAAAUGUGUAUAUUGUGUAAAACACCUUUUUGUUUUUAGCGUAUUAGGUCAUGAAUCGGUACCAGCUAUUUGUUACAAUAAGACAAUUGUCCAGGUUCUUUUUUUAGCUCACGCGUUCACACACAAAUACACACACACACACAUGCACGCACACACUCAUUACUCACUUCAUUGCUCACUGACACACAUCAACUCAGAUAUUGUACAAAGUAAGGCUUUUAUGAAUGAAACAGUAUUUUAUAUAUAAUAAAUAUAUAUUUGAAAAAAGAGGAUAAAAAGGUAUAUGAACUUUAUUCGGCUGUGGGGGGGGGGGGGAUCGUUCACAAACAAACGUCAGGCCGACUACUGAGCACAGACGGAGCCAUUUUCCCUCAGACGUGACAGUCUUGUAUAAUAUUAACCAAGCCAGUCGCUUAAACCUUUCUUUAUUCAAUUUGUAGAAUGGGAUUUGCUUUUUUUAGGUAGUCUAAUGAUCGGGCGAAUGUUGCAGAUAUGUGUGUGCAAAAAGGAUUUCAAUUAAAUCUCGGCUCUUUGGUUAGAAGAUCUUGAUAUUGUUUUUUUUUUUUUUUUUUUUUUUUUUUUUUUAAAUUUCCGGUGCUGGGCUUUGUUUGU